AUGGAAGAUUCAUUUAUUCAAUUGAAUUAUUUACCUGAUGAAAUUCUUAUUUAUAUUUUUAAAAAACUGAAUAAUUUUGAUGUACUCUAUUCUUUAAUGGGUAUUAAUAAACGACUUGAUAGUAUUUUACAAGAUUCAAUUUUUACAAGAUAUUUAACAUUGACAAAACCACCUAUUGCUUCAAAACAAUUUACUGAUGCAAUAAUUGAUCGAAUUUGUGUUGAAAUUUUACCUAAAAUUCAUGAUAAAAUUGAAUGGCUCAAUAUUGAAUCAUCAUUUAUUAAUCGUAUUCUUCUUUCAACAAAUUAUCCUAAUUUACAUACACUGGUUUUACACGAUCUUUCAUUAGAAAGAGCGAGAGAUCUCUUUACUGAUGGAAGUUAUUUUAUUUGUGUUUUCGAAUAUCAAUUAUCAUCACUUGUUAUUCAUACUGAUGAAGGUCAACGAACAACAAGUUUAUUUGAAGAUAUCAAUAUAUUUCUAUAUACACAAAUCUUGACUAUGUUCAAGAAUUUACAAUAUUUAAAUUUCAGUCCAUUUGCUAAUCCUAAUAAUCAUCAAUUAACAUUUAAUUUAUCAUCUCCAAAUAUUUUCUCAUCAACUCUAUUACAUCUACAUAUCAUCGUAGAUACUUUCGGAGAUUGUCUCUAUUUACUUGAUGGUCGUUUCAAUCAACUUAAUACAUUCGAUGUUACCAUAUAUUUUGGAAAUGUUUCUGUAUCACCAUUGAUUAAUAAUAAAAAUAAUCUUUCCAAUUUAAAAUGCUUUCGGUUAACUCAUAAAUCGAUAUUAUUGGCCUACAAAACUGUUCUUAUUCCACUUGUACGUCGAAUGUCAAAUUUAGAAGAACUCGGUUUGUAUUUUGUCAAUGGGAUUGCACCAAUUAUUGAUGGUAUUAAUUUGAAAGAAAAUAUUUUCAAUUAUAUGCCAAAAUUAAAGAAAUUUGAAUUUGAUAUUCUUUCAUAUAUUGGUUUUAAUAAUCAAUUUAAUUUACCAUCAAAUGAAGAUAUUCAAAAUACAUUUAAAAAUGUAACAAGCAAUCAAAUAAUUUCAUGUAUUGAUUAUUUUCCAAAAAUACAUCGAUUUCUUUGUCAUAUUUAUUCAUAUCCAUAUACAUUGAUGUAUUAUCAAAAAAUAACGAACAAUUUUCCUGGUGGAUUAUUUACAUAUGUUCAUCACAUAUCAUUAUAUGAUGAACGUCCUUUCGAACAUGAAUUUUUUCUUCAAAUUGCUAAAUCAUUUCCAUUUAUCAAAGACCUACGUUUAUAUAAUUUGGAACCACAAAAGAAUAAUAAACAACAACAGUCAAUUGUUGAAUAUCCUCAUCUUAUUGUACUUGAUCUUCGUAGAAUUCAUGCAAAUUAUCUGGAACAAUUUUUGAAUGAUACUAAAAUGUCUUUAUUAAAUGAUAUUGUUCUUCAUGUGAAUUAUGAUUUAUUACAAAGAGUAACAGACAAUUUCACAAGAGAUGCCAUACGAAUCAAUUGUUCCAAAGUUCAACGUUUAUUUUUAUACAAUAAAGGAGAAUUAUCUCCAGGUCUAAAAGACUAUUUUCCUCGUGCAGCAAUAAAGUGA
Messenger RNA from Rotaria sordida, 1575 nucleotides. Lineage: Eukaryota; Metazoa; Rotifera; Eurotatoria; Philodinida; Philodinidae. The record is from the annotation of a GenBank genome assembly.